GCUCCCUGCCCAGCGCCCGGCGCCCCCCUUUUGUCUCCCCUCCCUUCCCUCCGCUCGCGUCGCCUUCUGCGCCCCCUCCCCGCGCCCGUCCCGCCGCCCAACUUUUCCGCCAACUCGCGCUGGGGAGCUGGCGAGGCGGCAGCGGCGGCUCCGCGAGUCAGCGUGCAAAGGAGGACCAAGCCCACGGCGGAGUCUCCAUGGAGGUGUGGAGCCUGGUCACCAACCUCUAACCGCAGAACUGGGAUGUGGAGCCGGAAGUGUCUCCUCUUCUGGGCCGUGCUGGUCACAGCCACGCUCUGCACUGCCAGGCCGGCCCCGACCUUGCCGGAGCAAGCCCAGCCCUGGGGAGCCCCCGUGGAAGUGGAGUCCCUCCUGGUCCACCCCGGUGACCUGCUGCAGCUCCGCUGCCGGCUGCGGGACGAUGUUCAGAGCAUCAACUGGCUGCGGGACGGGGUGCAGCUGGCGGACAGCAACCGCACGCGCAUCACCGGGGAGGAGGUGGAGGUUCGGGGCUCCGUGCCCGCCGACUCAGGCCUCUACGCCUGCGUGACCAGCAGCCCCUCCGGCAGCGACACCACCUACUUCUCCGUCAACGUCUCAGAUGCGCUCCCCUCGUCAGAGGACGACGAUGACGACGAUGACUCCUCUUCGGAGGAGAAGGAAACAGAUAACACCAAACCAAACCGUAUGCCCGUGGCUCCGUACUGGACGUCGCCAGAAAAGAUGGAAAAGAAACUGCAUGCGGUGCCAGCUGCCAAGACAGUGAAGUUCAAAUGCCCUUCCAGUGGGACCCCGAACCCCACGCUGCGCUGGCUGAAAAACGGCAAAGAAUUCAAGCCUGACCACAGGAUUGGAGGCUACAAGGUCCGUUAUGCCACCUGGAGCAUCAUUAUGGACUCCGUGGUGCCUUCGGAUAAGGGCAACUACACCUGCAUCGUGGAGAACGAAUACGGCAGCAUCAACCAUACCUACCAGCUCGAUGUCGUGGAGCGGUCCCCUCACCGGCCCAUCCUACAGGCGGGCUUGCCGGCCAACAAGACAGUGGCCCUGGGCAGCAACGUGGAGUUCAUGUGCAAGGUGUACAGCGACCCGCAACCCCACAUCCAGUGGCUGAAGCACAUCGAGGUGAACGGGAGUAAGAUUGGGCCGGACAACCUGCCUUAUGUCCAGAUCUUGAAGACGGCUGGAGUUAACACCACCGACAAAGAGAUGGAGGUGCUGCACUUAAGGAAUGUCUCCUUUGAGGACGCGGGGGAGUAUACAUGCUUGGCGGGUAACUCUAUCGGACUCUCCCAUCACUCUGCAUGGCUGACCGUUCUGGAAGCCCUGGAAGAGAGACCGGCGGUGAUGACCUCGCCGCUGUACCUGGAGAUCAUCAUCUAUUGCACGGGGGCCUUCCUUAUCUCCUGCAUGGUGGGGUCUGUCAUCAUCUACAAGAUGAAGAGCGGCACGAAGAAGAGUGACUUCCACAGCCAGAUGGCCGUGCAUAAGCUGGCCAAGAGCAUCCCUCUGCGCAGACAGGUGUCGGCCGACUCCAGCGCGUCCAUGAACUCCGGGGUCCUGCUGGUUCGACCCUCGCGUCUCUCCUCCAGCGGCACCCCCAUGCUGGCCGGGGUCUCUGAAUACGAGCUUCCCGAAGACCCUCGCUGGGAGCUGCCUCGGGACAGACUGGUUUUAGGCAAGCCCCUGGGAGAGGGCUGCUUUGGGCAGGUGGUGUUGGCAGAGGCCAUCGGGCUGGACAAGGACAAACCCAACCGUGUGACCAAAGUGGCCGUGAAGAUGCUGAAGUCGGAUGCAACAGAGAAAGACCUGUCGGACCUGAUCUCCGAGAUGGAGAUGAUGAAGAUGAUUGGAAAACACAAGAACAUCAUCAACCUGCUGGGGGCCUGCACGCAGGACGGUCCCCUGUAUGUCAUCGUGGAGUACGCCUCCAAAGGCAACCUCCGGGAGUACCUGCAGGCCCGGAGGCCACCGGGGCUGGAGUACUGCUACAACCCCAGCCACCACCCCGAGGAGCAGCUCUCCUCCAAGGACCUGGUAUCCUGCGCCUACCAGGUGGCCCGAGGCAUGGAGUAUCUUGCCUCCAAGAAGUGCAUCCACCGGGACCUGGCCGCCAGGAACGUCCUGGUAACGGAGGACAACGUAAUGAAGAUCGCGGACUUCGGUCUUGCUCGAGACAUCCACCACAUCGACUACUAUAAAAAGACAACCAACGGCCGACUGCCCGUCAAGUGGAUGGCACCGGAGGCCUUGUUUGACCGGAUCUACACCCACCAGAGCGACGUGUGGUCUUUUGGGGUACUCCUCUGGGAAAUCUUCACUCUGGGCGGCUCCCCGUACCCUGGGGUCCCCGUGGAGGAGCUUUUCAAGCUGCUGAAGGAGGGACAUCGUAUGGACAAGCCCAGUAACUGCACCAACGAGCUCUACAUGAUGAUGAGAGACUGCUGGCACGCGGUCCCCUCACAAAGACCCACCUUCAAGCAGCUGGUGGAAGACCUGGACCGCAUCGUCGCCUUGACCUCCAACCAGGAGUACCUGGACCUGUCAAUGCCCCUGGACCAAUACUCCCCCAGCUUCCCCGACACCCGCAGCUCCACCUGCUCCUCCGGAGAGGAUUCCGUUUUCUCUCACGAGCCCUUGCCCGAGGAACCCUGCCUGCCCCGACACCCGGCCCAGCUGGCCAACGGCGGACUCAAACGGCGCUGACUGGCCCCCACACCCUGCACCCCUCCCCGGACUCCAUCCUCAGCUGUGGCCCCGCCCCUCCUCCCGCUGGACUCGCUGCCUCCCCUGUGCUCUGCCGGCCGGCCUCCUUGAGGCCCGCACCCCCGAGCUCCCCUCCUCUCCUCCUCACAGCCUGACACAGAGGAGCAGGAAGGCCGGUCCUUGCUGACGGCUACCACGUGGCCUGCCAAACGUUGGACCAAGACCCCCUCCCUGCCGUCUGGAGGGUCGGGCAGUGGGGGCCGAGCCGCCCUCGAGCGAGAGCCGACUGAGUUUUCCUGCAUUGGUUUCGCUUCCUCUGCACAGCCCAUGUGCCCGUGUUCUGGUGGCAGGUCCUCGGGCUACAGUGGGAGUUGGGUAUGGGGGUGGUCAGCGUUCAGGCCUCCGCAGAAGGCGACCUCUGGUCCGACGGAUAGUGCCAGUGGCUUAUUGAUUCCGGUACUAAUUUGCUUUGCUGACCAAAUAUCUGGUACCCAAGGGUGGGGACACAGAGGCCGGGAGCCGGCGGCGUGGCCCUGGGGCCCAGCCCCAAAGCAGGGGCUCUGUACAUAGCUACGAAGAAAACACAAAGUGUAUAAAUCUGAGUAUAUAUUUACAUGUCUUUUUAAAAGGGUCGUUACCAGAGAUUUACCCAUUGGGUAAGAUGCUCCUGGUGGUUGGGAGGCAUCAGUUGCUAUAUAUUAAAAACAAAGAAAAAAGAAAAAAAAAGGAAAAUGUUUUUAAAAAGGUCAUAUAUUUUUUGCUACUUUUGCUGUUUUAUUUUUUUAAAUUAUGUUCUAAACCUAUUUUCAGUUUAGGUCCCUCAAUAAAAAUUGCUGCUGCUUCA
Molecule: messenger RNA, 3550 nt
Organism: Dama dama (fallow deer)
Lineage: Eukaryota; Metazoa; Chordata; Mammalia; Artiodactyla; Cervidae
Gene: FGFR1
Product: fibroblast growth factor receptor 1
Exons: 18
Coding region: 244-2706 (820 amino acids)
Biological process (GO): positive regulation of cell differentiation; positive regulation of cell population proliferation; fibroblast growth factor receptor signaling pathway
Cellular component (GO): membrane; signaling receptor complex
Molecular function (GO): fibroblast growth factor binding; ATP binding; fibroblast growth factor receptor activity
Source: RefSeq, a predicted model, not a curated record